CUUGAAAGUUCGUUCAACGUGUGAGGCUGAUUAGCUCUCAGAAAUCACGUUCGUGCUGGAGAGCGCGACUGACGCUCAUGCCCACGAUUUUUGAGUCAACUUCUUUUCGCUAAACUGGCAUCAUUGCUCUUACUUAUCAUCGCCGGUCACUAGACCUCAUCACAGCCACUUGUAGAAGUUUGACCGCUUACAGCCAGAGAAGCCUGGAAGUUCCAGCAUGGUUGGCUUUCUGGGUACAGGAAGCAGGAAUUGUCCAGCGACGGGCAGUUGCUAUCCUGAUACUACUCCAAACCAUGCUAAUGGAAGCACUGGUCGUGUCUUCCCCGACCGUGACAAAGUACUAGUGACAACAAGUCAUGGUCCCCUUCAUUUCUUUUCAUUUCCUCACUGGACACGAAAGAUACUACCUGCCUCCGUGUCUGCUCGCCGAAGUAUAGCUGGUAUGCCCUCUGAUGAACUCGGCGUCAUUCGGAGGAAACCCUCAAAUCUUAUGCUGGACAAGGAGCUCCCGCCCACUCCUCCAAUUCAAAGAGUAGCCGGCAAUUCCGACGCUGUAGAAACGUCCUUGGACACAUUGUCGCCCAUAUCCACAAACAGAUUUGCCCCCUCACCUACCUUGCCAAGAGCAAACACACCUCCAACUUCCGCUGAACCCAGGCAUACACAACCAACGUUAUAUUUCGAUGUAUAUCAUAAUGCUGUUCCCCGUGGAGUGAAUACAGUGUCUUUUGUCACUACUUCACCUACUGGCAUGAACCAACGUGACUCGACCCUCCCGCUACGACACACAAGAAGCACUCAAUCGUUCCUUUCACAUGAACAGGCGGACCGGUCAACUCAGCCUCUUGACGGUGCAGAUAGAGUUCGUGGGUUUUCCUUCGGUCAGAGACGAUCAAGCUCCAGACGAAAAGAUGCGGAACCACCGCCGACUGGUGAAAACAACAAAUCAUCACCUGUUCGUCAGGUGUCGACCAAAUCUUCGCGGCAGCUGCUUUCAGUUCCGUCUGAUUCUCUGUCCCUUCCAGCAUUGCAGCCGACAUCACCAUUUCAUAUAGACUUCCAUUCGGACACUCUUGCAUCUUCUGAGCAGCCACCGCAACGAUUCGCUUCGAGAUUGACACGAAGUCACUCAGAGAAGUUCUCCAGACGUCCGUCUCCCUCCAACUCUGAAGCACCUGCAUUACCCAAGAUUCUACCAGCAUUUGAUUCGUCCCAGCAUCAUUCAACGACUGCCAAUCCAACAUUUUCUUCCCAUCAUCCACCCCGACCCACACCGCGCCGCCCCAUGACUGCCGAUUCGGUUCGUUCACGUACUCGUUCAUUUUUUACUCUGUCACCACAGACAACAUCCGGUCCUUCCACACAAACUCCACAUUUUGGAAACGCACUCUCAAGUCUCACCUCGUCUACCUCCGUCAAUCAUGCAAAUAAUCGACCACCAAAAUCUGGAACAGUUCCCGGCAGUUCCAUAACCGCCUCGCCAGUUUCUCGAUCACGUCCCCCAUUACUUUCAUCGGUACCAUCUGAGGAGCUGAGACCUCAACAGGACGAGUUACCUGAGGUUUUCUUGCAGAGACUUUCCUCCCUUGUUGGUAAAGGUGAUAUUGCGGGGUUAUUGGGAUCAAGUGCGGAAGUCAAGUAUGUAACUACUCUCAAACUUUACAUCGGAAAGUUUUCUUUUACUGGGGAUCCUCUGGAUGUUGCUCUGCGUCGGCUUUUAAUGCACAUUGGUCUUCCCCGGGAAACACAACAAAUCGAUAGGGUGAUCGAAGCUUUUGCAAAGCGGUACGUUGAGUGCAACCCAGAUAUAUUUAUGUCCGACGAUAUCCCAUACAUUCUCGCCUUCAGUCUCAUCAUGCUUCACACAGAUGCAUUCAACAAAUCCAAUAAGCGCAAGAUGACAAAAGUUGACUAUCAGAAAAACACGGCUAUCUCAGGAAUUAUACCCGAAGUGCUAGAUUGCUUCUAUGAUAAUAUUGUCUUCGCUCCUUUCAUAUUUAUCGAGGACCCUAUGGACCCCCCUCGGCCAUCAAUUGAUGGUAGUCUUUCGCGACCUCCUACUUCCGCUGGUGUUCCAAUGACACCCAUAGGAGGUACUCUACUGAGCAGACCAAAGAUUGAUCCAUAUUAUUUGAUCACCAAUCACUUGCUUGAUUCGCUCCGCGUGAAUGUUGAACAGCACAUACCCUUAGACAACCCAUACUGUUGGAAGGGAACGAGUGGUUCCUGGAAUAAUGACGAACUUUGGUCUGCCUUUGACCAGGGGGAUACGAUAGAGAUUACUUGCUUUGAACACAAUCGCUUGCCUUCUGGGUUAUUCGGCCUCAGCGUCUCCAAUCCUCCACUUAUGGGGACAAACGCACUUCCCGGUUUUUUACCGUCUCAAAAAGAGACUUGGCGGCUUAAGCUGUCGAAAGUCUCUGUUUUGAACCGCAAAGACGAGAUCUUGGAAGGCGGUAAAAAACCCUCGAACCGCAAGUGGAGGUCGUUUGGUGUUGCUUUGACGACUUCGCAAGUCCUUCUUUUUCGUGAUCCAUCAUGGGCUGCCACUUUUCUGUCAUCCUCGGAUUACUCCAGGAGGUCGACCAUACAUUGCAAACCUGAUGAAGUUUUGUCGGUGAAGGACGCACUCGCUGUGUUCGAUCGGUCAUAUCAAAAGCAUUCAAACACCUUUCGCCUGGCCCUCGCUGAUGGGCGCCAGAUCUUGUUCCAGGCUUCAAGUGAACUGGAGGUCAAUCAAUGGGUUUCGCGCAUCAACUAUGCUAGUGCUUUCAAGUCUGCUGGGAUACGAAUGCGUCCCCCUGGCAUGACAGGCAGGGAGGUGACGCUAACUGGGGUUGCUGCUGCGCAAUCACACCUCCAAGACUUACGGGUAGUGCAGCAAUCCCAGCCCAAAAUUCGGUCAUGGGGUUCUCAAAGCCCCCUCAUUCGUGCUACUAAGUCGACCGACGAAAGUACAGGAGAUGCUAUCGAGCGAUCAAACCCAGAGGACUUCGAAGCUCGGCACGAUGUCACCCAUGAACCUCCUGCCGUGCGUGAAAUAGAGGGGGCAUCCCAAUUCAAAGCUACUUUCGACAAAGUGAAAGCGCAAUUGGCUGCUGCUCGGCUCAGUCUGGGUGAUCAGUCAUUGUCCUCGAAUGACGUAUCUGAUGCUGUUGUUCCUUUCCUUGGACACCGCUCUUCCCUGACAGCCGACGGUAAUCCCUUUCCCCAAAGCAAUCGCACCAUUCUCCUCCAAUCCACCAUCGGCGAUCUCGAAGAUCGGAUUUGUGUAGCGCAGCCACUUCUCGAAACGAAGAUGCAUUUCGCUCGCAACAUAGCAAUUUUGACACCCUUCCAACGGUCAACACGAGAUCGGCUUCAAGAUGCAGUACAAGAUGUAGCAAAGCAGAUCUCCCAGUUGCGUCUGGAGAUUGCCAGGCUCAUUUGUCACCGUAAUGUCCUGCUAAACGAUGUGGCAGCAGAAGAGCGAGGGUUCAAACAGGCAGCUACAAUUGCUUUGAACGCUGCCAUGGAUACUUUACAGAGUCGAGGACGGUGUAUACCUGAGCCGAUGUCAUCGCCCGAUGAUGGAUCACUGGAUGUGUCGUUGCCGCAACCAUCUUCCAAAGCCAUACCCAGUUCUCUGGAGUCCUCUAUCGACGAUUCUUUCCGGUCUGCUCUGGAUUUUGGUCCAGACUGGCCGACAAACUAUGCGUUUUCUGUGUCGAACGUCUUAGACACACCGAAGAUCACAGAUUCCCCUCUCACUGAAGGGGAGGGCUCAGGGUACCCAUUCCUAGAGGCCGAGACCAGUCUCUCGGAGUCUCGGACGGCUCAUUCUAUUCCGAGCUCUCUAGAGUUAUCCGUGCAAGACAGCACUCCCCAUUCCGUUCACGAGAAGUUUUACACAGCGCAAGAGUCGCCUGAAGAGCAAGCUGAGGAGUGGAACAAGACGCGAGCAGCGAAACGUGUUUCGCUAGUUAAAUUGCCCCCAGACAUACGACUGUCGGCGAUGUUUGGCAAGACUCAACGGAAUGGUUGUAAUGACCUGAUAUCCACGGUGACUCGGGAAGAUUCUUCAUUUGGAUAGUUCCUUUCGCAUUGAACUUUGGCCUACAUACUUGCCUACUAUUACAUUAUAUUGCUAUUGUGCCGCAUAUUACAUUGUUUUGAGCUGCAGCACAGGCUAGCCUCCAUGGACGACCGCAUUUUAUAGGCGGUUACCAUUAUGAUGUGAACUUCUCACCGCAGUAGCUGUACUAGACCAAGGCUUGCUGUGUUUCUGGAUUAAAUCUUGCAUUCGUCGACUGGCGUCGCCACGCGAUGUGCCAGUCCCUGGCCUCACUAGUAUAAUGCAUGCCCACUGCCAGUGGUAUCGACAAGGGA
This is a messenger RNA of Suillus subalutaceus, 4368 nucleotides long. RefSeq lists its product as uncharacterized. The transcript has 8 exons. The coding region runs from base 218 to 4072 and encodes 1284 amino acids. Gene Ontology annotation, biological process: regulation of ARF protein signal transduction. Lineage: Eukaryota; Fungi; Basidiomycota; Agaricomycetes; Boletales; Suillaceae. The record is from RefSeq and is a predicted model, not a curated record. Gene Ontology annotation, molecular function: guanyl-nucleotide exchange factor activity.